UGGGCCGGAGCGCCGGGUGAGCAGCCCGGGCGCCGCGGCAGGUGGCCCGGGACAGCGCGGGCCCGGGCGGGAGGGCGCCGGCGGGCGCGGCCGGGCGAGGGGAGUUCCCGCAGGCUGCCCCGCCCCGCCGCUCGCGUCCGCCCGCCCGCCCGCAUCUCCUCCUCGCCUCGCCAUGGUGGAGCAGGGAGACGCGGCGCCGCUGCUGCGCUGGGCCGAGAGCCCCGCCGUCUCCCUGCCGCAGGCCCCACGGCCGCAGGCGGGAGGCCGGGGCCGGGGCGGAGGUGGGGGCGCCCGGGCGGCCGCCGAGCCGCGCAGGAGGCGGGAGCCCGAGGAGCCGGCUUCCUCCGAGGUGCUGCUACAGCCCGGACGCCUGGAGCUGGGCGACGUGGAGGAGGACCAAGUGGUGGCCGUGUUCGUGGUCACCUUCGACCCCCGUUCGGGAAACAUGGUGGAAUGGUGCUUACCUCAAGAUAUUGACCUAGAGGGUGUCGAGUUCAAGUCUAUGGCUAGUGGGUCUCAUAAAAUCCAGUCUGACUUCAUCUAUUUCCGAAAAGGGCCCUUCUUUGGCCUGGCCUGCUUUGAAAACAUGCCCGUGGAAAGUGAGCUGGAACGUGGCGCACGGAUGAAGUCUGUGGGCAUCCUCUCUCCUUCCUACACCCUGCUUUACCGGUACAUGCACUUCUUGGAGAACCAGGUUCGACACCAGCUGGAGAUGCCGGGACAUUACUCUCAUCUGGCUGCCUUCUAUGAGGACAAGAAGGGGGUGCUCCAUGCUGGGCCCGGCAGAGGCAGCAGCCUGCCCCCUGUCUACUGGCUGCCUUCCAUCCACCAAUACGUGUACCCUGAGAUGAAGAUCACACACCCAGCCGGCUGCAUGUCUCAGUUUAUUAAAUUCUUUGGAGAACAGAUCCUCAUCCUCUGGAAAUUUGCCUUACUUCGAAAGCGCAUUUUGAUAUUUUCUCCCCCACCUGUGGGCGUUGUGUGCUACCGAGUAUACUGCUGCUGCUGCCUGGCCAACGUCUCGCUGCCUGGCAUUGGGGGCACCAUUCCUGAGUCCAAGCCUUUCUUCUACGUGAACGUGGCUGACAUCGAGAGCCUGGAGGUAGAGGUGUCCUAUGUGGCCUGCACCACAGAGAAGAUAUUCGAGGAGAAGCGGGAGCUGUACGAUGUCUACGUGGAUAACCAGAACGUGAAGACACACCAUGACCACCUGCAGCCACUGCUGAAGAUCAACAGUGCCGACAGGGAGAAGUACCGGCGGCUCAACGAGCAGAGGCAAAUGCUGUUGUAUUCCCAGGAGGUAGGAGAAGACUGCAGCCCUUGUGAAGAGGACCUGUUUGUGCUGUUUUUUCUAGAACAGAACAACCGGAUAUUUCAGACUUUGUUGGAGGUGUCUGCCAGUCAAGACAAAACUCUGACAGCAGAGCAUGCCCGAGGCAUGGGUCUGGACCCUCAAGGAGACCGGAGCUUUCUCAUGGACCUGCUGGAGGCCUAUGGCAUUGACGUCAUGUUGGUCAUUGACAACCCCUGUUGUCCGUAGGAAGGACACAGGGCUCUGGAACCACUCACAUGGGACAACAGCAGCCUGGAGUUCACCCUAGACCUCCAAAGGGCCUCAUUUCUUUCUUAAGUUGACACAAAGGAAUAUUGUUUAUACUUUCCAACAAAUGUAAUUUUUGCAAUCUCCUUUCUGCUCUUUCUACCCAGAAGUAAGGUGAGACCACCCUGGUUUUGUGGCCUGCUUUGGCAUAGGAUGUUCAAAUUUGCUACUUUCUCCGAGAGCUGCUUGUCCUUUGGCUUUGGUCUUAGGAGUUAAAUCACUCCCUGCCACUGAGCCCUGGAAACAUAGGAAUCGACAGACUGUUCAGAAUGUCUGUCUAGUCUUUACCCCUUGGUAAUAAGACAACCAUCUGUCCAGUAUGGACUUAGAUAUCCAUCCACCUGAAGGCAGAAACUAGAGCAGGUGAGCAGUCAGAGUGGUUGUAGGAGUUGGUAGUCUAGGGACCAGACCUCUUUUCUUGUUAGCUAAGGCAACUCAGUCUUCUCUGUUCACUUGAGCUGGGACCACAAAAGGCCAAAAGGAUGUUUCUGACACCAAAUAUGAGUGUCUCUUAAGGGUAGAAUGACAGGGAAAGAAAGGUUGCUUAUAAGUGAGCUGGAAACUAAAAUCGUAGAAUGAAGCCUUGGAACCUUUCUCAAAGUAAUGGUGGCAACUCAGUGGAAUAUUCCUCUUUCUUGGAAGCCCUCCUCUCAGGAUGGGUUGGCCAGUUCCUUCAGGGUCAGUGCUAGCCUUGGAGCUUGCAGGCAAAUUUUACAAGUUAACCUCUCUUAAGGGCUAACCAUCCUCUUGGAGUAAUUUGGGUAUUUUUAAAGGGUAGAAUUUGGGCCACCAAAAGUUAGAGCAGUUGAGGUUCAAGCAGCUUGGAGAAGAAGCCCUCAGUUUCUUUAUCUGGACUAAUUCUCUGAAGGCGCUGUCAGCAAUGCUUUUGGGCAACACAGAUUUCCUGGGUUCUGGAAUAAAAACACCAGAGCAGGUUAACUCAGAGGUUGGAGUGUGAUGGUAACAAGACUGUUCAUUACCCUGGAACCCUGACAAACUUAAUUUUUCUUUAGCAGAAGCAGUUCCUUAGGCUGAGCUAAUUGGUCCAGAGAUCUAAAGAUUUGUUGGAAAACUCAACAGUGCCUUCACAGAAGAAGUGUCAGGAAGCCCUGAGUGCCAUAGUGCAUUUAUCUGCCUUUUGAGGUGUUUUGGUCUGGGAUGGGUGCUCUGGCUACCUGCCGGUUCUCUUCAGCUGGCAUUUGAAGGAUGGCAGGGUGAGCAAGACAGGGGCCAUCAGCCGGUCAGAAAGCUGUGAGUUGAGUUGAGGCCCUUAUUGCCAUUGUUGAGGUGACAACUCGAUACUGGACAGUUUCUUCCUUUUCAUCUUUCUGCCCAGUUAUUGGAGCACACACAGAUGCACCCAUGUCGCUGACCAAGCCCCAGCCAGCCUAACGUACACAGCAGAGAGACAACCUCUAAAUAGAUGGGUCACAUGUCUCACCUGGAGGUGAGGUUCUUAGGGCUUACUGCUGUAUUUGAGUAUUUUCACUGUAUUUCCUUGAUACGGAAUCCAAGACUGAAAGAAUUGAUGCGUAGACAUGCAAAUAGACAUUAAUCAAGGUGUAGUAUCUUUUAUGUAAAUAUAUAAAUAAGUUUGGGCAUUGAAAGUUAAACUAUACAACUAAUACAUUUUUUCUCUUUUGUAGUGUGGGUUUAGUUAUCAUUUCAGUAAUAUAUGUACUUACAAAAGAAAAAAAAAAUCUAUGUAUGUUUAAGCCUGUAGCUUCCCCUGUUCGUCCCUUUAUGAGCAGCCCUCUUGUCUUGCCCCUCAAGGGGUAGGGUGGCUUCCUAAACUUGGGUCAGAUGAUGAUUGCUUUUAGUCAGCCUGAGGCUCAGCGUAUCCUAAGUUGGGGGUGAGUGGUUAGAGACAGGAGGAGGGUGAAAGGCAAGGCCUGCUUCUCCUGGAGGACACAGACCCUUUUUGUCUGGUGUUGGGGAAUUUGCUGGAAGUAUGCCUUGUCAGCAGUUCUGCUCUAGAGCCUUCUAACUGCAAAACCUUUUGUUUCCUUGCUGUUUUAACUCCGAGUCUGAUGUAAAGAUAAGAGCAUGAAGAUGAGGGUCCUGUAUUUUCCUUUGGUGAAUCAGGACUUCUGGGUUUGUCCUCAUGUCAUGCUUUUCUAGGCAGCUGUCUGGCAUCUCCUUGUGUCCACCCUCAUGGGUGGGUACAGGUGGCCUGGGAGGGGAAUGUACCAGGGCGGCAGUGCCAUGUCUUAGGUCUCACAGCCGGGGCCUGGCUGACCUCAAUCAGAGCUGCUCCCUUUAAGAGGGAACCCAAGGAAUCUACCCUACCUUGCCACCUUCUUCAUGGGGUCAGAAAUCUUGUGCAGAGCUUCUGCAUGGCUGAGCAAUACACGCAUCACCUCUUCAGUUACCUUUGUCACGGUUUAUCAUCCUGCAAAGUAUAUUUUGCCUUGUGAAGUUGCUUCCACGGUCACCGUCUGAAACUUGCUCUGUCGCAGUUCUCCUGCCCCAUGUUAGAAAUUAGCAGGUACAAGCCAGUGACAUUUGCUGCCAGGUCUCUACAAGAGGAGUGAGUAUAUGAGGUUCUAGACACAGAUGCCUUCACAGUGACACAAAAGCAGAGAGCCAUGUGGAACUGCUUUUCUCUUACUCUUGAUAGAUUUUCUGAGAAAUCUGCUUUUGUUGGGAAGAAGGUGGUGAAUGGUCUGUUAGCCCUAUGGGGGCAGGCAUCAUUAUUACUGUUCACCUCCUGGAGCAGGGUUGGGAACUAGGGUAGGGGGAGCCUCCUGCCCUUCUCUACUAUUGGGCCUCACCCCUCCCCUGCCUAUGUGGCUUAGUCCUGGGCAACUGUAAGCCUGGCCUCGUGCCAUGCUGUGAACCAUGUGCUAACUUGGAGAUACUUGCUGACCUGUGAUGUUGGGGCUGCCCCAUCAUUCCUCAAUGAGUUAGAUUCCUUAUGGGGACAAGCUAGGUUUGGGUUAGUAUCCAUGUAGAAUAUGGUGCAAAUGCCUGUUAAAGAUGUUUUCACUUUUUGUUGUUGUUGUUUAAAAAGAUAUAAUACUUUUUGAGUGUUUAAAAUGUCUUUGGGAGACAGUAGAAGUUUUACCACAAAGCUCUUUCAGUGGCUUAUGCAAGGCCAAAGAGCAAAUAAAAAUAUGUAUUUCAUGAAACACAUCUGAAUGGGGUACCAGGAGGAUCACAUCUUGGAGCAUCAGAGGUUUGUAAUACGUGGAUGCAGGGUAGCAUGAGUAAAGGCCCUGAUUCCAGGCCUGCGCAGGUGAACCCGAGUCAGAAUGAAUCCAGGUUCCCUGAAAUUAGGGAACUACCGCUGUGGUCCCAUCUCUGCUUCACCAAAUGCCUGUGAUUGUCAAGUGCGGAUUUCUCUCUUCCACAGCUGUCAGAAGCAUCUGGGUUUCCUCAUCAAAACUAGUUUUUGGCAGCCUGCGUGCUGUCUCUGGACCUUAUCACAGAGAUCUUGCCUACCCAUCCUGUGAAAUAUCCUUAAAGUCAAAUUCCAUGCUUGCUGUGCCUCAUAUUGCUGGAUGAGCAGGUUGGCCAGUCCUUCCCAGGAUGAUUUUUUCACUUCAGUCCAGGAAAUUUGUUUGAUUUCCAGUUUCAAAGUCUCUUGCUUGAAGUGCUCCUUAAAUUUUUUUGAACUCCUUCUUAUUGAGCUCCUCUAGAUACCAUAUGAGCCCAAAAUCAGAGAAGAAAGAUGACACCAUUUCAUCCAGGCCACAAAAACCAGUCACUCCAGGACUUCCCAGUUGAUCUGUGAUGAAGGGCAGCUGGAUCUGGGAGGAAGAAGUCUGUGGUGCCCUUUGAUUGGCCAGUGACUCACUCCUGCCCCAUUGGCUAAGGAGGGUUGCUUGGGAUUUCAUUCUGGGGUUAAUCUGUAGCACAUCUCUCAGCUCGUUCUCUAGGGCCUCGACCUUGGAAUCCAGCUCCCCCCGAAUAGGAGGACCUGGAGGUAUGCAUAGUUCCGAUGCAACAUAGUCCAGGCAGAUAGAACAUCUACUUGCUUCAUUGAAGUGUUCGGCCAUGACCCUGUCUUUCCUCCACUAGGCUCCCUUCUGGCUUCCAGCUGUGUCCAAGGACAGCUCAGAUCCGGAGAGAAACUCACUUUGUAGGGAUCAGGGAAAAUGUGAUGCUUUCAGUUUUUGUAGGCUCAGCAGAUGGUAAUACUCAGCCUUUGGGGAAAUGUCCUCUUUUGGCUUAGAACUUUUUCAUUAUGGAGUCAGAAGUGGUAAGGCUUAUCUCCUACUAGACUUAAAAACAUGGGCCAAAAAUUGGUUUAGAAUCAGCCUUGAUUUUAGUUAAAUAUGAAGCAUCCCCCAAGCCUGGUGUAGAUCCAUUCCAGUGUUCCUGUCCCUCCUGGGGCCUGUCCAGUCCUCAAUAAUUAGAUUACAGUGAGAAGGUACUUGCUGCCCAUCAUCAUCCACAUCCACAUAGCUCUUUCUCUGUCUGGCUUGGGGAGGGAAACAGAAUUCACCAAUGUAGCUAUAGGAAUAAUUUAACAUAGGAACUAGUAUUUAUAACUUGUUCCAUGUGAAAAUCAAGAUGGGAAAGUUAAGAGUAGCACACAGGUGCAGGUAAUUCCUGAUGUCACGUGUGAAGAUUCAUUUUUCAUGAAACUAAUAUUUUAGCUAGAAGAUAAAUCAUAGUUACAUCACUGUUUUUCAUUCUGAUGGCUAUGAGGAUGGAUUUGCUAUCUCUCUAGAUACAUUGAAAGCCCUUCAAACAAUAAAAAGAUGAAAUUACCUUUAAACUGAUGCCUUUGGGGGACCUUGUGUAAAGGGCAGUAAUGAAUUAACCUAUUAGUGGUAGGACCUUAACCCUCCCAGAGGUAGGGACCUCAGGCCAUUUCCCCCGCUUUGAAACUGCACAGCCCAGGGUACGGACUGCCAUGCUUUCUGCAGCCUCCCUGUAGGUCCUCAGAGAGCUGCAGGAUGCAGAGGAGGGGCAGAUGAGUAAAACUGUACGAUGAUCAGCUUGUCUUAGUGUAAUGGCACUUCUAAAAUGGGCAAGAAAAUUAAUGCAGGGACCAAUUUGCCAGGCAUGGGCUUAGUUAAGUCCCUGGCCGGCAGGCUUGAAAUCGGAAAUGUCCAGCCCUGCUGUUCCUUGCAGUUAUACUAUGAGGUGAGAAUCCCACAGAGCCAAAGGCUGUCCUCAGCAGGCCCGGUCCCGUCCCUUCUCAUUUCAGGAAAACCCUUUUCUGAUUCAGGGUAGGGGAGAGGAGUUGUUACAGGCUCCUUUUACUCCCAACUCAUGGAUGUUUAAUAUUCCAUUUUUAUUACUAAUAUACCUCUGUUCCCAGGAACUACUGGCGUGUUGCGUGUUGUGGGAAAAGGCUAACUGUGAAUUAAGUUAAUGUUUACUUAUAAGAAAUGGAAGUUUAUUUUUAUACCAAUAUUACUAUGUGAUGAACUGAGUAUGCAGAUACUGAAAUAGAAAAUUUCGAAACUAUAAUCCUGGAAGGAAUGGGCAGUUUUGUAAUUUGGUAGCAGCCGAGACCCCAUAGAAGUUUUACUGUGUCAGUAUUUCAUUGGAUGAGGCAGCUGUGCUGUGAAAUCUUGACAGCACUCUUUAGGACAUGAACAUACAAACACAAACCUUAAGUAAAACUUUAGUAUAAAAUGGGGUAAGUGGGAUCGUUCUGAUUAUUAGGCCUCUUAGUCAACUGGAGAAGGGGGAAUGGGCAGUGGGAGUGGGAGGUGGUUUUAUAACUAGCACUUUAAUUCAAUUUUGGAGCUGGAAUUUAGGGGCACUUGGAUGAAAUUGCAAAUUUAGAAAGGGAGUAAGAAUUUUCUAGUGCUAUGUAGAGCAGUGGUGGUAGAGAGAUAGAGCCCUGCUUUCAUCUUUUUAAGAAUUUAUUCUAGAAUUCCAUCAUAACACAGCCUUGUAGAGCUAAUAUGACCUAAACUGGGAAAGUUAAUUUAAUUAUCAUAGUAAGGAAGGCACAGAUUGCUUAUGUUUACUGUAGAAUGUUUAUUUAGACUCAUAAUAAAUUUACAUACUUGCUAAGGACAUUUGGAAAAUGUAAGGAUAAGGCAAGGUGUUAUAAAUUAGCCCGAGUUGAUCACAAAAAGUCCACACAGGGGUAACUAAGUUAGAUAGUUGCAAAUAUAUUUAAUUAGCAUUAGAGUGAAAAUUCCUUACUUUGGGUAAAUUAAGCAAAGAUAAAGUAUAAAAAUUUUUUAAGGUGGUGUUAGAAAAGAGCUUGUGUCUGGCAUACACACAAAGACUCAGCGAAGAUGGUAGAGUCCGUGCUUUUGAACAGCCAGCCUGGGUGGAGACUGCAGGGACAAAGAACAGAGGACAAACAAAAUGAACUUCCUUUAUCUACCCAAAGCUUAUUGACUAAAUUUUUUUUUUUUUCAUAGUCCUGGGAAAUAAACCCUUCCUGGAAAAUAAAUAGUUGUAGCCUUGGAAAAACUGUUUUCCUGAGUUAGGAUCAGCAGAGCCUCCCUGUCGCCUUAAAUGUAAAAACUUUAUUUUGAUUAAUACCCUAGCAUAGGAGUUAUAGCAAUAAGAGAAACUGAAUCUACUUUUGUUUCAAGUCCUUGCCUCAUAUUAUGAAAUAAGACAGUACAUAAAUGUUGCCCUGAAUGCUGGUGCACACAGGUAUAUUGUGCUCUCUUUGUUUUCAUGUUGAUAAUUUUAAAGGCCUAAAGAAAGUUGGGUUAACUCUGAAGCUAAAUGUUUCUGGAAAUGAUUUUGUUCUGUGGUACAAAUAACAUCUAUGUAUGUCAUAUCUGUAUAUAUCUGAACCAAGUUGUAUGCAGAGAGGUUGAUAAAACUAUAUUUACAGAAAAUGAUUUUUACAAUUAAAGUUCACACUUUAACAUGAA
Messenger RNA from Nycticebus coucang (slow loris), 8409 nucleotides. It is a transcript of the gene DENND11, whose product is annotated as DENN domain containing 11. The coding region runs from base 173 to 1540 and encodes 455 amino acids. NCBI's taxonomy places the organism in Eukaryota, Metazoa, Chordata, Mammalia, Primates, Lorisidae. Gene Ontology annotation, cellular component: cytoplasm. The record is from RefSeq and is a predicted model, not a curated record. The transcript is spliced from 9 exons.